UUGCCCGCCAGUACACCAGGGUGGGCAACUGUGGCCCUCCAGCUGUUGGUGAACUACAAGUCCCAUCAUGCCUCUGCCUUUGGGAGUCAUGCUUGUAACUCAGUUUUUGCAAUGCCUCAUGGGACUUGUAGUUCUACAACAGCUGGAGGGCCACAGUUGUCCACCCCUGCCCUAGUAAAACACUCCCAGCACACAGUUAACUCUUUGAUCGUCCCUCAUGUUAACCCCUUCCUGCCCAGUGCCAUUAGUACAAUGUCAGUGCUUUUUUUUUUAGCACUGAUCAGUGACACCAUAUCAGUUCCCCCAGUGUCAGAAUGUCCGCCGCAG
Staurois parvus is the source of this 327-nucleotide messenger RNA. Lineage: Eukaryota; Metazoa; Chordata; Amphibia; Anura; Ranidae. The record is from the annotation of a GenBank genome assembly.